Prunus armeniaca (apricot) is the source of this 1218-nucleotide messenger RNA. The record is from the annotation of a GenBank genome assembly. NCBI's taxonomy places the organism in Eukaryota, Viridiplantae, Streptophyta, Magnoliopsida, Rosales, Rosaceae.
AUGUCAUCUUCAAUUCCUCUCCGCCAUCUCCGCCAGCUCUCCACCACCGCUAAAUCUUCAAUCUCCAUCUCACAAGCGAAGUCCAAGCUCCGAACAGAGUACGACCCUGACAAAGCCCUAGAGAUUUACUCCUCUGUCUCCGAACACUACUCGUCUCCUACCUCCUCUCGCUAUGCUCAGGACCUCACCGUUCGUCGCCUCGCCAAGUCUCAUCGCUUCGCCGACAUCGAAAAAUUCAUUGAAUCUCACAAAAAUGACCCGAAAAUCACCCAAGAGCCUUUCUUGUGCACCCUCAUCCGAUCGUACGGCCGUUCCGGCAUGUUCGACCACGCAAUGAGGACCUUUGAUCAAAUGGACCAGCUGGGUACUUCGAGAUCUUCACUAUCCUUCAAUGCUCUGUUGACUGCGUGCACCAAUUCGAAACAGUUCGAAAAAGUCCCCCAGCUGUUCGAUGAAAUUCCCAACAAGCAUGGUGUCUCCCCCGAUAAAGUGUCGUAUGGUAUAUUAAUCAAGUCGUAUUGCGAGGCUGGUAAGCCCGAGAAGGCGAUUGAGACUCUGAGGUUGAUGGAGGAGAAGGGUAUUGAGAUAACUGCAGUGACGUUCACCACAAUAUUCAAUGCUCUGUAUAAGAAAGGCAAUGGUGAAGAGGCUGAGAACUUCUGGAAUGAGAUGGUGAAGAAGGGUAUUGAGGUUGAUGCUGCCGCUUAUAAUGUUAAGAUUAUGUAUGUCCAUGGCGGGAACCCGGACAAUGUGAAAGCCUUGAUCGAAGAAAUGGCGAAUGCCGGGCUGAAACCCGACACUAUUAGUUACAAUUACUUGAUGACUUGUUAUUGCAGGAAUGAGAUGAUGGAAGAAGCUGUCAAGGUUUAUGAGGGGUUGGAGGGAAAUGCUUGUAAUCCGAAUGCUGCAACUUUUAGGACUUUGAUAUUUUAUCUGUGUAGUAGUGAGGAUUAUGAUAAGGCGUAUAAGAUUUUCAAGAGGAGUGUGGAGGUGCAUAAGAUCCCCGACUUUAAUACGAUGAGACAUUUGGUUGAAGGAUUGGUGAAGAAGAAGAAGAUGAAGGAGGCCAAGGGAUUGAUACGCACAAUUAAGAAGAAGUUCCCUCCUAAUGUUUUGGUUGCCUGGAAGAAAGUGGAGGAGGGUCUUGGUUUGACUUCUUCUGAUAGGAAUGCUUCUUCAGUUCCUGAUGACGACGAGGCUAAGGAGGCUACAGCAUAG